CCGCCCCCGCCCCCGCCCCCGCGGGCUCGGCUCCCGGCGGGCAGCGCGCGGCGCUGCGCGGGGCGCGCGGGGCCGGUGGCGGCCGCCAUGUCCCGCCGGGUCCCGGCUCAGGGCACCCCCCGGCGCAGGGCAGCGCAGGCCAUGGGGCCGCGGGCCGCGGCAGGGCAGGUGAAGGCCCAGCAGCUGCAGGAGCUGUGGAGCCGGACGGAGAGGGCCGAGCGGCGGCUGCUGGCCUGCGAGAACCUGGUCGGGGAGCUGGGCAGCAACCUGGCCGCGCUGGGCAGCCUCCUCCAGGAGAACGGGCACCUCCGGCAGCGCCUGGACAACGUGGAGAACCUCCUGAAGAACAGGAACUUCUGGAUCCUGCGGCUGCCCCCCGACUCCCGAGGCGAGGUUCCCAAGGUACCGGUGACAUUCGAUGACAUUUCGGUGUACUUCAAUGAGCAGGAAUGGGAGAGGCUGGACCGCUGGCAGAAGGACCUGUACAGGGCUGUGAUGAGGGGAAACUACGAGACGCUGAUCUCCCUGGACUAUGCCGUGUCCAAGCCCGACAUCCUGUCCCGGAUCGAGAGGGACGAAGAGCUCUGUGUCAGAGACGGUCACACCGAAGAGGGUCAGGAGCCCCCGCGGACGCAUAUCGAAGAGGGUCAGGAGCACCCCCCGGCGUGUACCAGAGAGGGUGGGGAGCCCCCGCAGCCACCAGAAGGGACGGAUGAGAUGGAGGAGGCUUUGGGAGGAGAGGAAGUCCCCGUGGCAGCUGGCACAGGUAGGUCAGACUGUGCUGUGUCCAAGCCUGACGUCCUGUCCCGGAUCGAGAGGGACAAAGAGCUCUGCGUCAGAGGCAGUGAGGAGCCCCCGCGGACACACGUCAAAGAGAGUCAGGAGGCCCCACAGACGCACACUGAGGACAAUCAGGAGCCCCUGCAGACACGUACUGGAGACAGUCGGGAGCCCCUGCAGCCACCAGAAGAGAUGGGCAAGAAGAAAGAGGCUCUGGGAGAAGAUAAAGCCCCUGCAGAAGCUGGCACGGGUCUCCCCAUCCUGGUGAUGAAUGUCAUGUCCCUGAGUGCGCAAAAAGCGGAGCCGCGCAGGGAAGAUCAGCCCAAGGCAGAGAUGGAAGAGGACCCAUCUGAGUCCAGCACCGAGGAAGGCUUUUUACUGGGAGAUGAAAUGGAGUGUGAAGGGGCGUCUCCUGAAAACGUCAAGGUGAAGGAGGAGGAACCCGAGGCGUCGCAGGAGGCUUCCGCACCCUCUCCCGCCCCAGACAUCCAGAAGUGCCCCAAAAGCGAGCAGGCCAAGGCCAAGAGCAAGAAGAAGCCGAGCAGGUGCGCGAGCAGCAGCCUGCUGAUGGGCAACUGUCGGCGCGGCUACGUGCGGGAGUGGUCGCACCCCUGCACCGAGUGCGGGAAGCGCUUCCGCCUGAAAAUCAACCUCAUCAUCCACCAGCGGAGCCACGCCAAAGAGGGGCCCUACGAGUGCACGACGUGCGAGAUCAGCUUCGCGGACAAACGCCACCUGGACCGUCACCAGAACAUCCACAUAAAAGACAGGGCUUUCGGGGCCAAGGUCUGGGGGAACGUCCACCCAGAGCUGAGGAUCCGGCCGAGGGGGAAGUUCCACGGGAUUUUCUGCGGAGGCGCCCACAGCCUGAGCAACGGGACGUACGCUGGGGGGCCCUGGCUGGGCCAGGCCAAGGAGGAGCUGGACAGAGGGCAGCAGAGUCCCAAGUCUCGUAGGAAGCCUGCGAAGAAAUGCAGUUUUUGCAAAAAGAUUUUCUCUUGCACCUUUUCCCUUCAGCGGCACCUGCAGACCCACUUGGAGCACAGGCCGUAUUGCUGCGCCGCCUGCAAGAAAUGCUUCACCCGCAAAACUCACCUCUCCCGCCACGAGAAAAUACACGACCGCCAGAAAGCCCUGGCUGCGCUCCAGCAGCCUGCGGCCGUCGCGCCAGCGCCCCAGCAGCAGAGAGCGGCCCCGGAGGCGCUCGCCGGCGGCAGCAGCGGACGCGUUGCUCGCUCACCGGCGUCGGAGAGGAACGUUAGCCCCGCGGCCGCCGCAGGCAACGCGGUGCCGGCAAACGUGCCGCUGGUCAGUCCCGCGGAGCUCAGACGGGCAGCCAAGAGCUGCCACCUCCACGACUCGGGUGGCAGAGCCGGCCGGCCUGUGGUCAGACUAGGAAAUAGGGCGGAGAAAUGACACCAGGAGAGAUCCGAACCGCUCGUGUCCGCGGGGAGGAACUGCGUGAGCGUCGAUUUUGCACAUGGCGGGGCGCUGGGGUUCUGAACCAUCUGUCCGCCGGAUUUCAGGAGCUUUCCUGAAUUGCAGAAGGAAUCAAGAGCUUGGAGAGCAAAUUACAGAAGCCUCCAGUGAUCCAAAACGCUUUACCAUUCCUCAGGCUCUCGUGUCUGCUGGCUGACGCAUGAAACUUUCCGAAGCUGACCCUCCUGGGUGACCCCCAGGUGUGUCUCCUGCAGCCCAGCGAGAGGCAUCGCGGGCCGCGGCCGCGCUCACCCGUUACCUGACGCUGGGGCUGACCCCACGCGUUUGGAAGUCCAAUUACACAGUGAAGAGGAUGGAGAGAAGGGAAUCACGCUGGCGAGACAGGCGGGAUUCCCAAGGAGCCCUUCAUUCCACUGACAAAGCUGCUUGACCAAGAUGCCGGAUGGAGAGAGCGCGGCAUCUCCAAGACCCCCCACCGCGUCCUGGCCACGCUUGCCCUCGCCCGCCCCGGUGAGGAACCCCGCUAACCCCUCAGUCAGGCUGGGAACACCUCAGCAGUGCGCUGGAAGAUAACGCAGACCAAAUCGAACCACAACAUUUUCUGCCUGCGAGGGUGCUGCGGGGGUUUCUGGGGUCCCAGCCACACUCCUUCCUUCACCGAGGCCAGCCUGUGAGAGCCCGAAACACCCACGAGAGUUAAUUCCCUCAGGACCAGCCUGCACAGGUGGGGAGUGACUUCAGAAACGCUUCAGGGCUCCCGUGCAGGAGCAGCCCCUCGUCGGAAGGAAGCCCCCCCACUCCCCAAACUGCAGGUUAUCUCCUUUAGUCACGUGCAAAAUCCCACCGUAACUAAUCCUACGGAAGAGUAGUUCUGCUAGCUACCUCAAACGUCUUGGGGAGUGAGGCCUGCCCAGAGGCAGACGGGUGACUGGAGCCCGGAAAGCAAUGAAAGCCAGGCCAGGGGUGGCUCUGGCGUCCCCAGGAACCGCUCGGACCGCAGCCGGCGCGCGUCCCGUGCGCUGCUGGGAAGCACCGGUCGCGUACAGAGGGAGGAAAUGGGUCCUGGUGGCGUCGCCGUGCAGACCAAACCGAGCAGCUGUUGGGACUCUUGAGUUUUCUGGGGGUUUUCUUUGGUGGUAAUCACACAGACACCUCAGUACGGCUCCAUCCCUCUCCGGGAGGUUUGCUUAUCAUCAUCUUCAUUCCUGGCUGCUCACGAGGUCUGGCGGGCUGUGGGGGAGGCUGCCGCGGGCAGUGUGCUCUGGGCACCGAGGAGAUGCAUGGGCCGCGUCCCGCUGUGAUCCUCAGCGCCGAGCGGUGCCCAGCCCCCUCCCGCCCCGUCAGCGCUGCUCCCCGGGGCCGCAGACCACCUCCCGCUGCGCCUCUGGGCCAGCCCCUCCCUCGAUUCCUGUCCGCCGGCAUUGCGGGGCGCCUGGGCUGCGGCGGCGGCAGAACAAGGGCCGGUGCUGGGCUGUGCCGACCGAGCUGGUUGGAGACCCCAGCGGCCCCCACUUGAUCCCGGUGACACGGGACGAGUCAGCUGGUGCGAUGGUAUUGCUGGCGGGCAAUAUGGCCGUGGUGGCGUGGAGGGGCCGGCCUCUCCCUCUGCCCAACUGUCCCAACCGGGGCGUGUUUCUUCUGAAGCUGGUCUGACUGGGACUGGCGUUUCCUACACAAGCCCAGAUCCCUUUCUCAGGCCGUGGAAUCAAUAAACUACUUGUCUGUA
Phalacrocorax carbo (great cormorant) is the source of this 3946-nucleotide messenger RNA. Lineage: Eukaryota; Metazoa; Chordata; Aves; Suliformes; Phalacrocoracidae. The record is from RefSeq and is a predicted model, not a curated record.